AUGGAAGGUGAGCUCAGAGGAAACCCAGCUCGAGUACUCUUGACCUUAUUGACGUGCAAUGGAAUGACCCAGUGGGUUGAUGAUCAAAAUAAUGUCUAUGGUAGCGCCCAAUGUGAAUUUCCUUGCGAUCAGUGCACAAAUUUGACCAUGGGCGCAAUGACAUGUCCUGUAGGAUUCGUAUGCACUACUGUUGUCACUCAGCCAGGUCAAUGUCCAAUUGCUGCUUGUCCCGAAGGAGUAAUGAGGGCAUCACCUGGCGAAGUGAUUGUGCCCUCUCUUACUUGCGAUCGUAAUGCGCAGUGGAUCGACAUGCAGCAAAAUGUCUACACUUCUGCUCAGUGCGAAGAUUCAAUCGCAAAUAGCAAAUUUAACACUGCAGCAAAUGGUGAUCAGUCACACUUCCCCACCUCUAUCGUCAUGCUUGUAGAAUUGGUGAUUUUUAUACCGGUUGGUUUCCACCGUUUCCCAGAGACAUUGAUCCUCGCGCAUUGGACAGACACUUUUGAUGCCCUCACAAAAUUCUUUGUUAACCUAGCCCCUCUACACUAA
This is a messenger RNA of Cylicostephanus goldi, 549 nucleotides long. NCBI's taxonomy places the organism in Eukaryota, Metazoa, Nematoda, Chromadorea, Rhabditida, Strongylidae. The record is from the annotation of a GenBank genome assembly.